This is a messenger RNA of Acanthosepion pharaonis, 1902 nucleotides long. NCBI's taxonomy places the organism in Eukaryota, Metazoa, Mollusca, Cephalopoda, Sepiida, Sepiidae. The record is from the annotation of a GenBank genome assembly.
AUGCAUGAACUUCCGCUUCCGGAAAUUUUUGACUUGAUUGUUGUGCCGACCCUAAACAUGGCGGCAUUGCUGAAAAAACGUGCUUUGGCGGAAUUUAGUCAAGUUAUUCAGGAAGAAUCAAGACCAUUGAAACUUCUUCGUUUAGUAAAGAAACCAGUUGGACCUGCUAUUGAACUUAAUCUCCAGUCAGCCACAAGUUCUCAGGAAUGUCUACAAAUUCUGCUGAAACUUGAGGAAAGCCUUCCCAUUGAUGGCGAAAAUAUCUCUGCUGUUUUACGAGAACUGCUUGACCAUUUCUCACGAGAGAAAGAGGCUAUGGUUCGUUGCAAAAUUGCCAACAUAGUAAGAGAGCUUGCCAGAAUUCCGGGCUUUAAUCAUGAUCUUUACACCAAUGAAAUCCUAGCCCUGCUGAAAACAGAAAAAUCUCAUCGGGUCAUCAGUCAGCUGAUUGAAUCAAUGAUUGUGAUUGGUCAGAUUGAGUAUAACAAUUCUGAUAUGCAAGAAAAGCUUAUUUCAACUGCCUUUAAGCAUUUAUCCGACUCUAGUCAUCUUGUUCGAAGCAGUUGCCUUGAGUUACUGGGAAAGUUGGGCACAGCUGAUAGUCAGCCUGGCACUAGUCGGUUGCCUUUACAGAAAGUCAUGGUUGACCACAUGGAUGAUCAAGAUUCCAGGGUACGAAGAAGUGCCUUUUUGGCUAUUUUAAAUUUACAUCAACGAGGCAUUCAAGUUGACUUAGCCAUGUAUGACCAUUGCUGUCGCUCUUUGAAAGAUGAUUAUGAAGGAGUCAGAAUAUCUGCUGUCAAACUGAUUUGGGUUUUGUGCAAUCUUUACCCGGAAAGUAUGGUUCCAGUAGCUGAUACUGGAGAAGAGAUUCGACUGGUGGAUGAUGGUUUUGUGAAAAUCUGCAACACUAUUAAUGAUUUAUCUAUGAAAGUACGCAAGGAAGCAGCUAGCUUAUUGGGAUCUCUUCAUUUAGUAAGCCCUCGAUUUUUGGAACAGACAUUAGACAAGAAAUUGAUGUCAAAUAUGAGGAGAAAGCGAACUGCUCAUGAACGUGCCCGUGAAAACUACAUGUCUGGGGAGUGGUCAACAGGCCAGAAAUUUGGCGAUGAUGCACCAAAUGAAGAAAUUGAUCCUGAUAACAUCAGUUUGAUGAACAGUGGUGCCUGUGGUGCAUUUAUUCAUGGCCUGGAAGAUGAAUAUUUAGAAGUUCGCAAUGCAGCAUUGGAUUCUUUAUGUGAGUUGUCUGCACAUUCUCCAAGUUUUGCUCGAAUGGCCCAGGACAGCCUUAUUGAUAUGUUCAACGAUGAAAUAGAAAUGGUUCGACUAAAUGCCAUAAAUAGCAUGCAGAAAAUCAGUGCACAUGUUGUCCUGCGAGAAGAUCAGCUUGAAGUCGUUCUUGGUGUGCUGCAGGAUUUCAACUUCAUUGUCCGGGAAGCUUUGCGAGAAAUGCUUGGCAACAUGAAUCUGGCUACAAGCUCCUCUUUAAACCAGUGCAUAAUGCGACUUCUUGACAAUUUAAAACGUUAUCCCCAAGACAGAUUAUCUAUAUGGAGAUGCAUGAAAAAACUUGGUCAUAAAGUUCCCAACCUAACAUUGUCCCUUGUUCCAGAUUUAUUGUGUAUCCAGCCAUAUUUCUCCACACCAGAACCUGAUAUGGAUGAUCCUGCCUAUAUCCUUUUUUUGAAGUUAGGCCAUGUAGCACAGGAUUGCUUGGGAAACGAGUCCGGGGACAAGGUGCUGUUGCAACUCUCGGUCAGUAAAUGCGGCAUUGCCUGUUGUCAACGUGUCGUUGAGGGUAAACGAUGUUCGGGCGCCGUUGACACUGGAUGUUCCCGAUCGUCGUUAGUGCGGAUCGAUCGUGACAUGGAACAGUCAACAAAUCGAGAUUUGGACGAUUGA